Dovyalis caffra is the source of this 633-nucleotide messenger RNA. Lineage: Eukaryota; Viridiplantae; Streptophyta; Magnoliopsida; Malpighiales; Salicaceae. The record is from the annotation of a GenBank genome assembly.
AUGGCUGAUUCAUUCACAAGGGGAGAAAGUAGUCACCAAGGAAUGCCAGAACCUUUGAGAAGCAGGCGGUUGCUAGAUACUGUCAGCACUACCACUCAGGUGGUCUUAGUCAUGGAUGGACUCAAGGAGUUCACCAUAGAGCCGCUUAAGUGGGCUCUUGAGAAUAUUUCAGCAUCUGGUGGCAUUAGUGUUACUCUCCUUGGAGCCAUGCCAUGGCUUAAUAUUCCUUUAUCUUCGAAGACGUGGCAAGAUAUUUGGUCUGUGGGAUUUGAAGAAUUAGCAAUGGCAAAAGAGCAAGGUGACGAAUGGAAGAGUGAUUCUAAAUAUGUAAAGCUUCAAGCAAUGGUUGACCUCUGCACAACAUUUGGGGUUAAUGUGCCACAAAAGCAAGUUGUAAUGGGGUAUCCCUUGAAAUUGGUAGUGGCUGAAAAACUUACAAGCCUUCAGGCAACAUGGGUGGUUUUUGAUAGGCAUAAGAAAAGAGACAUGGAAUUCAUUGCGGAGAAAGUUCCAAGUAACAUGGUUAUGAUAAAUGAAAAUGGAGAACCUGUCAUUAUUAAAAUGCAGCCACCGACUAGUGGAGACUUCACUCCAGCGGAAUCACCGGCCUCUUUUCUACCUUCUCCACUAUAA